AUGGCCCCAGUUGCAACGGGUGAGAUCGCACCAAUGCACCUACCCGUCUACAAGUCAAAGUCUUCUUCGGUCACUGCGUCUGUCUUGUAUGGCCCGCGGGACUUGCGAUUGGAAACGAGAAGCAUAGAAGACCCGGCCGCCGGGGAGCUGCAAAUUGCCAUCAAGCGGACUGGUAUCUGCGGGUCUGAUGUCAGCUACUACAAGAAGUUCGCCAACGGCGACCUCUGCGCCUGCCACCCUCUCUCACUAGGCCACGAGUCAUCGGGAGAAGUUGUUUCCAUAGGGCCCCAGGUGACGGGCUUCAAACUUGGCGACCGCGUCGCUCUCGAGGUCGGCGUUCCUUGUGGUCAAUGCACCAUCUGUCGUAAAGGAAGAUACAACCUCUGCAAGAAGAUGAAAUUUAGGUCCAGCGCCAAGAGUGUGCCCCAUUACCAGGGAACUCUACAAGAACGGAUCAACCACCCUGCGGCAUGGUGCCACAAGAUCCCCGACCACGUCUCCUACGAGGCGGCUGCUCUCCUUGAGCCGCUUUCCGUUGCCAUUCACGCUGUCAACAGAGCCGCGCCGGAGCCUGGCUCGACAGCCUUGGUCAUUGGAGCAGGAACCGUCGGGCUUCUGACAGCUGCCAUGGCGCGCCAGGCUGGGUGUUCCGAAGUCACCAUCACCGAUGUUGAUGCCGGCCGCGUCAACUACGCAGUCGAGAAGGGCUUCGCCACCCACGGCCACAUCGUCAACACCAACUCGGGAACCUCCACCCCAGCAGACCCAGGCGUCAUGACCCCGGCGAGUAUCUUCUCAGUCCAGAGCGUUCAGAGCAAAUUCGACGGUGCCAAGUCGCUGGCCGCAGAGAUCCUCGCACUCACCAAGGUGCCAGAAGAGCUUGAUUCGGACGCCGAGGACGACGGUGUCGACGUCACGUUUGAGUGCACCGGAAAGGAGGUCUGCAUGCAUACCAGCCUAUACGCCACGAGGCCCGGCGGGAAAGUGAUCAUGGUGGGCAUGGGCACCCCCGUACAGACUCUCCCCCUUUCUGUCGCACACCUGAGGGAGAUUGAUAUCCUGGGCAUCUUUCGGUACGCCAAUACCUAUCCAACGGGCGUCCGUCUGCUCUGCGCCAAGGGCAACGCGGGGCUCCCGCCCCUCGACGACAUGGUCACGCACCGGUUCAAGGGUCUCCACAACGCGUCAAAAGCUUUUGAGCUGGCGAGUCGGACAUGCGAUGAUGAGGGGAAGCUCGUGCUCAAGGUUGUUAUUGAGGCCUGA
Molecule: messenger RNA, 1263 nt
Organism: Colletotrichum orchidophilum
Lineage: Eukaryota; Fungi; Ascomycota; Sordariomycetes; Glomerellales; Glomerellaceae
Product: alcohol dehydrogenase GroES-like domain-containing protein
Exons: 2
Coding region: 1-1263 (420 amino acids)
Biological process (GO): D-sorbitol catabolic process
Molecular function (GO): zinc ion binding; L-iditol 2-dehydrogenase (NAD+) activity
Source: RefSeq, a predicted model, not a curated record